Molecule: messenger RNA, 1280 nt
Organism: Pogona vitticeps (central bearded dragon)
Lineage: Eukaryota; Metazoa; Chordata; Lepidosauria; Squamata; Agamidae
Source: RefSeq, a predicted model, not a curated record
GACCCAGUGGCCUUGUCUGUCUCCUGUUCAGCUGGGUCACUCCAGCUGUUUAGACCUUGGUGUUGUGUUUCACUCGGUUGGAGGUCUUGUGUGAGACAUGUAUCGAGCCUACCAGCCUCUCCGACCAGCAACCAGCAAAUACCUGCAGGAGAAAUGGGACAGGGCCAGCUAUCAGAAGCAUCGCAGAAAGGUGGAGCUAGCUGUCCCAGUUGUGAACACUACAGCCCCGCCAACCCCUUUCCAUCUGCAGGUGAACCUGAAGAAAAUAGAGAUGCAAAAAGAACGUCAAGAAAUUUGGGACCGGGAUAAUUUCUUGCAUCGUGCCAAGCUAUGGGGCAUCAAACAGUCCCAGGGGUGUUUGGACAACUGGAACUUCUACUGUACACACAGCUUAAACUGGGAGAAGCGUCGUUGGGACCUUGCACGCAUUGACUGGGAGAACCAACAGCUGCUCAAGCGUCUGGAAGGAAGGAAGUCGGAACUUGCCCAGGAACAUUGGCAGCAAAACUGGCAUAAGGAGCAGCUCCUCCGCCAGAGCAUUGCCCGCUAUCCCCGUGGCAAAGGAAGAUGCCAGGCAAACAAGGAGAGACCAAGGCAGUGGAGUGAAAGCAACAGCAUUCCCACCUCAGCAUCUGUCUCUUCACUCAACAGAACCCACCUGCCUUGUAAGCAUAACAGUAUGAUAGGCAAGAGCUUCUGGGAGACUAAAAGCGAGUCCAUCCCAGAAGGAGAGGCAACAACCUUCGCCUCUUCACCUCCCACUUUAAGGAAAAGAAAGACCCUCAAGCCAUCAAGGGCCGUGGUUCCGCAGUCAAGCAAAGGCCCGUUGGGACGUGUGCGCACGAAGACAGUGAAAAAGGCUGCCCGAGUCAUCAUUGAAAAAUACUAUACCCGCCUUGGAAAUGAUUUCCACACAAACAAACGAGUAUGUGAAGAGAUUGCCAUAAUCCCUAGUAAAAAGUUGAGAAACAAAAUUGCUGGGUAUGUGACUCAUCUGAUGAAACGUAUUCAAAGAGGGCCAGUCAGAGGUAUCUCCAUCAAACUGCAGGAAGAGGAAAGAGAAAGGAGGGAUAACUAUGUCCCUGAGGUUUCUGCUCUGGAUCAGGAGAUCAUUGAAGUGGACCCCGAUACCAAGGAAAUGUUGAAGCUACUGGACUUUGGCAGCCUUUCUAAUCUGCAAGUCACGCAGCCCACUGUAGGGAUGAACUUCAAAACCCCAAGAGGUGCCAUCUGAGGCCAGUUCCAUUCUGCCAGUUUUACAAUAAAUAUAUAGAAACACA